This is a messenger RNA of Symbiodinium natans, 1491 nucleotides long. NCBI's taxonomy places the organism in Eukaryota, Dinophyceae, Suessiales, Symbiodiniaceae. The record is from the annotation of a GenBank genome assembly.
AUGUGCCAGAGUGCGACGCAUUGGCUCAUUCUUUCUGGCUCAGGAGGCGGCAGUGGCAAGAUCGAAGUCCGAAGCGCGCCACAAGAGGAUGCCCCAGUUGUUGGCGAAUUGCCCGACGGCUUGCUGAGGGUCGAGGUCCCUGAUCCUGCCACUGGGAGCUGGUGCCGUAUUUUGCCUGAGGAGCUGCAGCGGCUUCGCGAGAUUGGCGCCGGGAAGGAAGCCUGGGUCCUGGUGGACGGCAAGAUGGUCCGAAGAGUUGGCAGCCUUUCAUUGAAGGACCCGAGUGGAGAUGAAGAUGAUCCGGAGGUAGAGCUAGACUCCAGCAUCUUGCCUUCCUGGGCAGAGGCAGAGGCGAACUGCCAGCUGCUGCCAUCGGAGGAGGGUGAGCCAGCAGAGGAGCAACUCAAGUCCCUCGAUGCCACAGUUUCGGAUGAGGCACUGAUGCACCUGCUCCGGCAUGGCUAUGCAAUCGUGGACAACGCCCUUCCAGGUGAGCUGUGUGCGACCUUGCGUGGGGAGCUGGACACCCUCUUAGAGCGUGGCCAAAUGUGGGAUAGCCAAUCGUACUCGGAAGAGGAAGGUGCUGUGCACCACGACAUUUGCGAAACCACCUUGGACUUUCGGGACGCCCGAGCACAUGCUCCAACCUUCGCGCAGAUUGAGAACGACCAGGGCCUGCUUCGCAUACUACGGCGACUUCCCGCGCUGAAAGGUCUCUCCAUGCAGCACCUGAGGCUCCAAAUCAACAAAGGUCAUGGCGGCUGCUAUACCAUGCACACUGAUUCUGGCAUUUCCGAGCCUGAGGGAGCCGGCGGGGCGGUGCAGGUCUUACGUGCCACAGCACUGUUCUAUUUGAACGAGGGUUGGGAGAAGGAGCACGGCGGCGAGUUGCGGCUCUAUCCCUACCCACUCCCUCCUGUGAGGAUUCCUCCGGUCAGCGGUCGACUCGUCUUGUUCGAGCCGCGGAUGGUCCAUGAGGUUCUUCCAAAUUUUCGGAAGCGCUACUGCUUCACCCUCUGGUGUGCGAACUCAUUGACAAGCUCUGCAGCGAGGAGCACCUUCCUGGACGUGGAGUCCAUGACAGACUUCGAGGCGGCAAGCCGAGCGUGCAUGGCUUUUCGGAGGUCUUCCGGUACACUGUCUCCACAGCUGGAAUCGGUGCCGAGUCCUUUGCGCAGCCUGUUCUUGCCUGAGGUUCGACCUCUGCUGGUUCGAUAUGUCUUCCGGGACUGCGAGCUGCAAUCGGCAUCCAGGUCUCACAACGAAGGGCCUCAGAAAGACUUCAUGCUCCAGGGCAUCAGCAGGUAUCACCAGCAGAUGAAGGAUCUCAACCCGGCAUGGUUCCGCCUCCUGCUGGAGCUCCUGCCAUCAGCAGCAUCCAAGCCCAUGAGGAGCUCUGACCCUGGACGGCUCUUGUCAGCUGACCUGGUUCAGUUGGUGGUGCAGCACUGUCUGUGGUGGGAACCAUCCCCUGACGCUCAAGCAUGCUGA